Messenger RNA from Linum trigynum, 716 nucleotides. The record is from the annotation of a GenBank genome assembly. Lineage: Eukaryota; Viridiplantae; Streptophyta; Magnoliopsida; Malpighiales; Linaceae.
GGUAGCUUUCUCUCUAUACUGAUAUAAGGCUAAACCAAACUUGGAAAGAUGUACUGUAGCUUUCUCUCUAUACUCUCUUCUCCUUUCUUCUCACCAGCUGCUGCUUUCGGAGCAUUCAAUAUUCAGCGCGUUUACAAACGCAUAUCAAACAAGGAAAUCGAUGCAUAUCGACGAGGUCAGAAGGUGGGCAAGAGGAUCAAGGAAGAUCAGGGGAGCAUUUAUGGUAGAAGUAAAUCCAGGGCAGGGUUACCCCUCACCGCCGCUAUUAACUGCAAAUGGAGGCGUGCCAGCUUCAUAUUGUGCCUGAUCAAAUUUGGCCAAUUGAAGCCAAAGCCACCUGAUCAGCCUCCCAGUAAUGAAUUAGGAGGAGGGAGAGGAACCCUGGAGACACCAGACAAGAAGAGAGUUAAGGAGAAGUGGGGAGAGGGAAUACAUAAAGGUCAUAAUAAGGAGGCACAGCAGAAAGGAGAUCCAAUCAUUAAUUCCUCACAAAGAGCUCACCUAAAGAAGAUCUGGGAGAUGGAUUUGCCAAUCAUUACUGCUAAGCCUACCUACACCCUGUCAACCAGGCACGAGACUCAGAAGAUCAAUAAGGAGAAGAAGGAGGCUAAACAAACCAGGACAGAGCAGCUGGGCAGGUGCCUGGGAAUAAAUACAACUAGUAAGAGGAAACCACCUAGGUAGAGGAGCACCUCCCAUAAAUGGCAAUUAAUAGG